This is a messenger RNA of Malus domestica (apple), 2852 nucleotides long. RefSeq names its product putative disease resistance protein RGA3. Gene Ontology annotation, biological process: defense response to fungus. The record is from RefSeq and is a predicted model, not a curated record. Gene Ontology annotation, molecular function: ADP binding. NCBI's taxonomy places the organism in Eukaryota, Viridiplantae, Streptophyta, Magnoliopsida, Rosales, Rosaceae.
AACAUACGAAAGUUAUCACUUGUAUGGGGUGAGGAAAUGAGGCCACGCAGCAACAGUGAAGAAGAUGUUCUCCAAGGCCUCCGGCCACACCCAAAUUUGGAAAUUUUAGAGAUUUACAAUUUCAUGGGUGCUAAAUUUCCAUCUUGGAAGCCGCACAACAACUUGAAAAAAAUUCAAUUAAUUCAGUGCGACGUAUGUGAAGAAGCCCCCAUGCUUGGCCAUCUACCUAGUCUUAUGCAUCUUGAGUUUAAUACAAUGUGUAAUCUAAAACGUUUGGGAGAUGAGUUUUAUGGCUAUGAUGACAUUGAUGAUGCAAUGAAGACCAAGGCUUUGUAUCCUGCAUUGAAGACGUUCAGAAUUAGUGCGGCCCCAAAUUUGAUCGAAUGGAUUGAACCACCAGUGGUGAAAGAAAAUCAAAUAUCCGUGUUUCCUCGCCUUGAGGAGUUGGAUCUCGUGGAGUGUCCGCAAAUGAGAAAAUUUCCUGAUCAUUUUGCAUCCCUUCGUAAGUUGGAUAUGAGUAUUUGUCACGAGCUGUCAAACCUAACAAGUCUGGUAGAAAAGUGUACCUCUCUUAAGAAUCUGGAAAUAAGCAACUGCGACAAACUUAGAUCCCUUUCAUUAUUUGGUUUGACAUCCAUCCAGAAAUUGUUGUUUAGUUCACGUGGUGGUAAAUUAACAUCAACGAGCCUGCAUAGUGGACCAGAAUUGUACGGCCGAGUUUCUCUUAAGGAGUUGUCCAUAAAAUGUCCAUAUCUUGAAAAUUUGGAAAUAAGCUGCUGCGAUAGUCUGAUGUCCAUUUCAGUUCAUGGUGCAACAUCCCUUCGAGGAUUGAAGAUUAGUUCAUGUGGUGGAUUAAGAUUAAUGGACCUGCAAAGUCUACCAGAAUGCUAUACCCCUCUACAGGUGUUGUCUUUAAGGUCAUGCAAAAGUCUGGAGUCAAUUUCAGGUUUACACGAAUACACAUCCUUUCGUGAAUUGACCAUUGAAGAUUGCGAUGGACUAAAAACUCAUGCAUCGAUUGGGCUUGAAUCUUGCACUUCUAUUCGUGCGCUGGGCGUCCACGAUUUGCAACAAUUGAGGCAGUAUGCAACUGAUGGGUUAGACAUGUCUCUUAUUGAGGAGUUGACCAUUUAUAAAUCCCCCAAGUUAAUAAGCAUUUCAAAUCACGGUCUAACGACACUCCGCAAAUUGGUACUUAUUGCAAGUUAUGUACUGGAAUUGUCCAUCGUCAGUAGUACUACAAUGGAGGAGUUGUAUUUACAGGAUUGUACAUCCCUUCAUUCACUGUGUAUCGAGAAUUGUGAAAGGCUGAGGCAUGUUUCGGUUGAUGGGCUAGAAACACUCAUUAUUCUUGAGGAGUUGACUAUAAGGAAUUGUCCUAGUUUGACAUUCAUUCCAAUCAAUCCAUGUCUUCGAGGAUUAGUGAUUGAGGGUUGUGAGAAGCUUUCAAGUCUGCCGAGUGGGUUGAAGCAUUGCAACGCACUUGAGAGGUUGAAAAUAAGUGGUAGCCGAAACUUGGUAUCCAUUCCAAUUUCAGAUGUAUUGCCGCCAUCCCUGGGGCAAUUUGUAAUUGAAGAUUGUGCUCAACUAUCAAGCCUGCCAGGCCGUCAUGGAUCUCUUGAGGAGUUGAGUAUAGUGAAUUGCCCUAUGCUAGGAUGGAGUUCAGUUGCCUAUGGGGGGAUGAGUCUGACCGCCCUCCGAAGAUUGGUUAUUGCAAGUUGCAGCGGACCAGAAUUGAACAUUAGAUUUAUCACUACUCUUGAAGAGAUUUCUUUACACGAUUGCACAUCCCUUGGCAAACUGAGAAUAGAGGAUUGUCAGAAUUUUAGGCAGAUUUCUUUACACGAUUGCACAUCCCUUGGCAAACUAAGAAUACAGGAUUGUCAGAAUUUGAUAUCUCUGGCAGAUGUCGAUGUAACUAGCUUGCAAUCUCUUUCCAAUUUAUCAAUAAGUAGGUGUGAGAAAUUACAAUACUUGCCGACGGGUCUACGCACUCUGACUCGUUUGAAAAAGUUGUGGAUUGGUGGAUUCUGGGAGGAGCUCGAUUCUUUCCCGGUUUCGCAAAUUCCAUCGUCACACAAAUUAGUAUUUUGGGGGUGGCCUAAGCUUAAGUCUCUGCCUCAAGUAAUUAAUCACUCGACUAAUCCUGUAACAGAAUUUGAGAUAGUUGAUUGUGACGGGCUGGAGACUCUUCCAGAGUGGUUGGGUGACCUUACAUCUCUCAACGAACUAAAUAUUUACACAUGCAAGAAUCUCAAGUCUCUGCCUUCCGCCCAAGCUAUGCAACGCCUCACCAAACUAAAACUUCUACAAAUUGCUAUAUGUCCCUUUCUGGAGGAAAAAUGCGCCAGGGGUACCGGCACGGAGUGGCCCAAGAUUUCUCAUAUUCCAAAAAUCACAAUUGAUUAAGAUGAGGAUGAAGAUUGAAUAUUGGCCUGAGAUUCCUCACAUUCUAAACUUCAGUUGUUUUCUACAUUUCUUGCCAGCUUCUUUGUGUUUGAUCAGCCAGCGUCCAGAUUCAAGACCAAUCCAAGUUCUCACUCCCAACACUUCGGAACAUGAGGAGGUCUGCAUUUUUCAGCGCUGAGUCGGAAAGGAGGGCAUUGUUCGAAUUCCCUCGUGUAAAUGAGACGUCCCUCCAUUGAUAUUUGUUAUCCUGCGGUUUACUGUAGGAUGUUCAGUCCUCUAUUUGUACCAUGGAAAGUUCAUCCAAGAAUGUACGUUCUAGAGUCGAGUUAUUCUCUAAAUAUUUUGCGAGAUUAGAAAAGUGUAAUCCCAUUUUUCAGAGUUUGUCACAUGUGCAAACACCACACGAGUCUCUAUUAGCUCUACUAAGACCAUCUUCAACGGUC